AUGUCUUCUUUCAGUCGCCUUCUCUAUCGGAGAUUCUGUACUUCACCUACCAUUACUAGCCCUUCUGCAUCUUCUUCUUCGCCUUCUCUCAACACCCUCCUUCAAGGCAUCGUCAAGGAACGGAGUUUCAAAAAACUUGUCGAGAAGUUCAAAAAAUGCUCCGAAGAACACCGAUUCCGCUGCAGGCCUCGCUUCUACGAGAUCACUGUUCGUCGACUUGCCGAUGCGAAAAAGUUCCACUACAUCGAAGAGAUCCUCGAAGAACAGAAGAAGUACAAUGACAUCUCUAAAGAAGGCUUCGCUGUUCGUCUCAUCUCUUUAUAUGGGAAAUCAGGUAUGUUUGAUCAUGCCUCCAAGACGUUCGAUCAAAUGCCUGAACUGAAAUGCCCACGUACUGUUAUGUCUUUCAAUGCCCUUCUCACUGCUUGCGUCGAUUCCAAGAACUUCUUGAAGGCCGAUAGGUAUUUUCGUGUGCUUCCGCCGAGCUUGUCUGUUAUCCCAAAUCGUUUCACUUACAAUAUCAUGAUCCGUGCUUUCUGUGAGAUGGGUCAGUUCGAUUUUGCGAUUAGAAUGCUAGAUGAGAUGGAGAGGAACGAGGUGGAGCCAGAUAUGAUUACUUUUAAUACGCUCUUGAAAGCGUUAUAUGAACAUGAUAGAUUUUCUGAUGGAGAGAAGAUUUGGGCUAAAAUGGAGAACACCAAUUGCACUCCUGAUAAUAGAAGUUUUAAUGCGAAGUUGGAGGGACUGGUUCGUGGAGGAAAGACACAGGAGGCGGUUGAGCUAGUUAAGGAAUUAAGGACCAGGGGAUUGAAACCUGAUAUUUUUAGUUUUAAUUCUUUGAUUAAAGGCUUUUGCAAUGAGGGAAAUAUAGAAGAUGCUAUGAGGAUUUAUGAUGAUUUAGCCAAAGAAGACUGCGUCUCAAAUCGAAUGACCAUUCAGACAAUCGUACCUUGCCUUUGUAAGAAGGGGGAUUUUGAUCUGGCUUUUAAACUUUGCCAGGAUAGUCUCAACCGUCAUUGCUUGCUGGAUGCAGGGCUCUUGCAAGUUGUAGUGGAUGGAUUGGUCAAGGAGUCAAAGCUUGACGAAGCAAAAGAGUUGGUGAAUCUUGGGAGGGAUAGAAAAUACAGCCGCUCUUUCUUGAAACUCCCUACUGGUGCAGAAGAUGCGAAAUGA
This is a messenger RNA of Macadamia integrifolia, 1173 nucleotides long. Its product is annotated as pentatricopeptide repeat-containing protein At1g55890, mitochondrial-like. The transcript has a single exon. Bases 1 to 1173 code for a protein of 390 amino acids. The record is from RefSeq and is a predicted model, not a curated record. Gene Ontology annotation, molecular function: protein binding. Gene Ontology annotation, cellular component: chloroplast. NCBI's taxonomy places the organism in Eukaryota, Viridiplantae, Streptophyta, Magnoliopsida, Proteales, Proteaceae.